Molecule: messenger RNA, 2841 nt
Organism: Aegilops tauschii subsp. strangulata
Lineage: Eukaryota; Viridiplantae; Streptophyta; Magnoliopsida; Poales; Poaceae
Product: serine/threonine-protein kinase CTR1
Biological process (GO): protein phosphorylation
Molecular function (GO): protein serine/threonine kinase activity; ATP binding
Source: RefSeq, a predicted model, not a curated record
UUCCUCUUCUUCCCACGCUCCCCGAAAGCUUUUCAACACCGCCGUCACGCUUCACAGACAAACCUCCCUCCCUCUGUCUCUUGUCUGUGGCUGUCUCCGGCUGGCAACCGUGAAUCCUAGCUGCUCGAGACCAAAACCACCUACACCUGCCCGCCGAACUCCCAUGCAUAGCCUUUAGCUCUCUAGAAGUCUAGCUCCGCUCUCCGGGCUCCGGCCAUGCCGCACCGUCGCCGCCUACACAGCCUCGCGCCGCUGCCGCCGCCUCCCCCUUCGCCUCACACCGCCUUCGACCUGUCCGAGGCCGAGUCGCGGCUGCCACUCCUCGCAGACUACGGGCGGCUCAAGCCCGUCGACGACCUCCCCGCCCCCGUCGCGCCGCCGUCCGCGCACUGGAGCGCCGGGAGCGCCUUCACCGGCACCGAGCCCGCGACCGCCUCCACGUCCACGGCAGCGACGGGCUCCUCCCUGCCACCGGCGUCGUCCGCCGCCAGGGACGACACGUGGGUGCGCCGCUCCAGGGAGAGCUACUACCUGCAGCUCUCCCUCGCCAUCCGCAUCACCUCCGAGGCCUUCCUCGCCGGCGUCCCGCCCGAGCUCCUCCCACGCCGCCUCGGCCCCGGCGAUGUGGCGGCGGAGCAGCACGCCGACGUCCCCGCCGAUGCCGCCGCCGUCUCCUACCGGCUCUGGGUGAACGGGUGCCUGUCGUGGGGGGACAAGAUCGCGCACGGGUUCUACAACAUCCUGGGCAUCGACCCGCACCUGUGGGCGAUGUGCAACGCCGACGAGGGGGAGGGCCGCCGGCUGCCGACGCUGGCGGCGCUGCGGGAGGUGGACGCCAGCGACCAGUCGUCGCUGGAGGUGGUGCUCGUGGACAAGUGCGGCGACUCCGUGCUGGUCGACCUGGAGCGGCGCGCGCUCGACCUCCACCGCGCGCUCGGCGCCACGCUCGACCUCGUCCGCCGCCUCGCCCUGCUCGUCUCCGACCACAUGGGGGGUGCAUUGAGAUCGGAGGACGGAGACCUGUACAUGCGGUGGAAGGCGGGCAGCAAGCGGCUGAGGAAGCAGCAGAAGAGCGUCGUCGUCCCCAUCGGCCGCCUGUCCAUCGGGUUCUGCAGGCAUCGCGCCAUUCUCUUCAAGGCUCUGGCAGAUUUUAUCGGCCUGCCGUGCCGAAUCGCGCAAGGCUGCAAGUACUGCUCUGCACCUCACCGGUCCUCUUGCCUUGUCAAAAUUGAAAACGAGAGAAGAUAUUCAAGGGAGUACGUUGUGGACCUCGUGGUCGUGCCAGGGAGCAUCUGCAACCCAGACUCGUCCAUCAACGGCCAGCUGCUCUCCUCUGUGUCUUCGCCUUUCAAGACUUCUUGCACCGCAAGUUUGGAAAACUAUGCGGCACCAGUUACAGCUUGGAAUCGUGCGAUAGCUGAUGAUCGUUGCAACUCGAUGUUCUCAGAUUCUCAAUAUUCAGCAGUUGCCGGGAACAAGAACUCUGUUCAGGCAGACACCAAAGAGGGUGUGGUGCUGAAAUGCGGUCAGGUCAUGCAGAAUGACAACUGCAACAACAUGUCAGUGUUUCAAGUGUCAAGGCAAUUGAAGGCGAUGGAGGUCGGCACCGAGGAUGUCAAUAAGGAGAACAUCCCUGGUCUUACACUGCCAAAACACCUGCUCGCUGAGUCAUCUUUUGCCAUGGAUUGGCUUGAGAUAUCAUGGGAUGAGCUUGAGCUCAAGGAACGCAUAGGCGCUGGUUCGUUUGGUACCGUUUAUCGAGCUGACUGGCAUGGUUCUGAUGUUGCAGUAAAAGUGCUUACAGACCAGGGUGUUGGCGAAGCUCAGCUCAAAGAAUUCCUUAGAGAGAUCUCUAUCAUGAAACGAGUUCGCCAUCCAAACGUGGUAUUAUUCAUGGGCGCAGUGACAAAGUGCCCGCAUUUGUCGAUAGUAACCGAGUACUUGCCCAGAGGGAGCCUCUUCCGUCUCAUCAGCAAAGCUUCCGGUGGGGAAAUACUUGAUUUACGGCGGCGUUUGCGCAUGGCAUUAGAUGUUGCAAAAGGCAUCAACUAUCUCCACUGCCUGAACCCUCCUAUCGUACAUUGGGAUCUGAAGACACCAAACAUGUUGGUGGACAAGAACUGGUCUGUAAAGGUAGGUGACUUUGGCUUGUCCAGAUUUAAGGUGACCACAUUCAUAUCGUCGAAAUCAGUCGCUGGAACACCAGAAUGGAUGGCGCCAGAGUUUCUCCGUGGCGAGCCAUCCAACGAGAAAUGUGACGUGUACAGCUUCGGCGUGAUCUUAUGGGAGCUCCUGACUAUGCAGCAACCAUGGGGCGGCCUAGGCCCAGCACAAGUAGUAGGAGCAGUUGCAUUCCAGAACAGAAGGCUCCCAAUCCCCAAAGAUACCAUCCCAGAACUAGCUGCUCUUGUUGAAUCAUGUUGGGCUGAUGAUCCAAGGCAGCGCCCUUCGUUUUCGAGCAUUGUGGAUACGCUCAAGAAGUUGCUCAAGUCGAUGCAGGGAUCCGGUUCAUGACAGUCCCGUGGAUUCUUGCCCAACCAUUCUUUUUUCUCUACUCUCUGUCGAUUAAAGCUAAUCCACAACAAGGAAUAAAGCAGUUAGUUGCCUUCAGGCACAUGAGAGGGUAGCUGAAGCAGCAAAAGUGCAAUGCUGCAUCAGAGUUUGUUGGCUCGUUCCCUGACCAUUCAUGUUGUCUCUGUAUAGUGAUUUGAGCUACAAAUUUAAAGCUCUCGAGGGUCAGUGAGGUGGUUAUGUAAAAUGUCCUGAAUGUAUCAAAGUAGUUCUACUGGCUGAGCAAUAGCGCCGUCACUUUACUAAAAUGGGAGAUAGAUUUGAUAACAA